GUCUGUGAAAAAGGUCGGUGCGCGAAGCCAUUUAAAAAAAAAACUUUCCCGCCAUUCAUUUGCCGGGCACAAGGACUCAUGCGUUCUGCCACUACGUUAUAAAAGAUGUGCAUAAAUAUUAUUGAUGAAUUUAAAUAAAGAAGAACACAUGCAAAAUAACCAAUGUGUUUUACAUAAAUAUUGACAACAGGAAAAUGACAGGAACAUGUUGGUUUAUAAUUGUGUUGUAUUUUUUAUCUGUGAGCAUUGGUGACAGAAGAUCUGAAGAGGGAUAUCCCAGAGGACUUAUGUCAGUUUGUCCUGGUUCGACCAAGCCAAUUACCAUCCCCCGAAGUCAGCUGAAGUACUUAUUCUUCGUGGUGCAAGGUAAAGGCGGAUCAAGACAACGAUAUAAUUACUGGAAUGCCAAAAAAAUUUCCACAGACCCAAGAAUAGACUUCAAUAGGAAGACGAUUGUUGUGGCUAUUGGCUAUUUGGACAGUACCAACUUCCCUAUCUCUGCGAUGUUUGCGAACGAGUAUGAAGCAAGGGAUUACAAUGUUAUAUUGGUGGACAACCAGAGAUUCUCAACUGUACAUUACUUUCUAGCCACUCGUCUGAUGCGUCCUGUGGGUUUGCACGUCGCAGAAAUCCUAGCUAAACUCACAGAAGCAGGUCUCGAUCCUUCAAAACUCGAGCUCUUGGGCUUCAGUCUAGGAGCACACACUGCUAGUUACAUAGCUAAAAAUUUUCAACUUUUAACUGGCAAGAACAUAUCUCGAAUUUACGCCUUAGAGCCAGCAGGACCUUGUUUCAGAGAUUUAAAUAAAAACGAUAGAUUAGAUGCUGCAGAUGCGGACUUCGUCCAAGUAAUUCACACCAACAUUGACGCAUUUGGAAUGGCGGCUUCCAUGGGUCAUGUCGACUUUUACGUCAAUGGUGGGGAGUACCAACCUUCAGACUUGAAUCUAUUUCCUUGCACAGGAACCUGCAGUCAUUUUAAAGUGCUCCCACUUUGGAUAUUAGCUUUAAAGUAUCCAACGAGGUUUAUAGCAAUCAAAUGCGACAGUAUUCAACAGGCUAGAGAUGCGAAAUGCUAUGACAGAGUCCCUAUAGAGACGAACUUUAUGGGGCCGAAAGUCGAUGUGACCAAGCAUGGCAUAUUUUACCUAUCGACUAGUAAAUAUUUUCCUUUUUAUUUGGGUAAGAACGGAUUGAAAGAAGAGUAUGCAUCAUGGAGGACGAUUAGUGAUAUUAAUGACAGUGUUGGAACUGAAGUUUUUGUGUAA
Messenger RNA from Papilio xuthus (Asian swallowtail), 1268 nucleotides. Its product is annotated as pancreatic lipase-related protein 2. NCBI's taxonomy places the organism in Eukaryota, Metazoa, Arthropoda, Insecta, Lepidoptera, Papilionidae. The coding region runs from base 195 to 1268 and encodes 357 amino acids. The record is from RefSeq and is a predicted model, not a curated record. The transcript has 4 exons. Gene Ontology annotation, molecular function: lipase activity; serine hydrolase activity. Gene Ontology annotation, biological process: lipid catabolic process.